CAGCACAGACUCUUUGGCCUCCUGGUUUGGACUUGCAAGGGUUGCUACAGUGAGCUCCAGGCUUUCAGCCUGUGACUACAUCCUCCAGAUCUCCAGCAUGCAGACAGCCCUUGUGUACUUUUCCAUACCUGGCUCCUGACUCUGCAGGUGGCUAUUUGUGUUAGCAAGCUUGAAUGCCCUGUUUCUUCCCAGCGCUCACUGAGGAGGAGGAUGCCAGCAGAAUGGAAGCAAGGGAAGGAAAUCAGCUGACGCAGGAGCCAGAGUGAGACUCACACAGCAGCAGCCUACACCAUGAAUUUGAGUCUACCUUCUGGGCUUUGAGAGGCAAGGGCGGGCAGAGUUGCUAGAAAGCAAUGGCUCUCUUUACUCCCUGGAAGUUGUCUUCUCAGAAGCUGGGCUUUUUCCUGGUGACUUUUGGCUUCAUUUGGGGGAUGAUGCUUCUGCAUUUUACCAUCCAGCAGCGAACUCAGCCUGAAAGCAGCUCCAUGCUGCGGGAGCAGAUCCUGGACCUCAGCAAAAGGUACAUCAAGGCACUGGCAGAAGAAAACAGGAAUGUGGUGGAUGGGCCAUAUGCUGGUGUCAUGACAGCUUAUGAUCUGAAGAAAACCCUUGCUGUGUUAUUGGACAACAUUUUGCAGCGCAUCGGCAAGCUAGAGUCGAAGGUGGACAAUCUUGUUAUCAAUGGCACAGGAACAAACUUAACCAACUCCACCACAGCUGUUCCCAGUUUGGUAGCACUUGAAAAGAUUAAUGUGGCAGAUAUCAUUAAUGGAGCUCAAGAAAAAUGUGUAUUGCCUCCUAUGGAUGGCUUUCCCCACUGCGAGGGGAAAAUCAAGUGGAUGAAAGAUAUGUGGCGUUCAGAUCCCUGCUACGCAGACUAUGGAGUGGAUGGGUCCACCUGCUCUUUUUUUAUUUACCUCAGUGAGGUUGAAAAUUGGUGUCCUCAUUUACCUUGGAGAAUAAAAAAUCCCUAUGAAGAAGCUGAUCAUAAUUCAUUGGCAGAAAUUCGUACGGAUUUUAAUAUUCUCUACAGUAUGAUGAAAAAGCAUGAAGAAUUCCGGUGGAUGAGACUUCGGAUCCGGCGAAUGGCUGAUGCUUGGAUCCAAGCAAUCAAGUCCCUGGCAGAAAAGCAAAAUCUUGAAAAGAGAAAGCGGAAGAAAGUCCUUGUUCACCUGGGACUCCUGACCAAAGAAUCUGGAUUUAAGAUUGCAGAGACAGCAUUCAGUGGUGGCCCUCUUGGUGAAUUAGUUCAGUGGAGUGAUUUAAUUACAUCUCUGUACUUACUGGGCCAUGACAUUAGGAUUUCAGCUUCACUGGCUGAGCUCAAGGAAAUUAUGAAGAAGGUUGUAGGAAACCGGUCUGGCUGCCCAACUGUAGGAGACAGAAUCGUUGAGCUCAUUUAUAUUGAUAUUGUGGGACUUGCUCAGUUCAAGAAAACUCUGGGACCCUCUUGGGUUCAUUACCAGUGCAUGCUCAGAGUCCUGGAUUCAUUUGGUACUGAGCCAGAGUUUAAUCAUGCGAAUUAUGCCCAGUCGAAAGGCCACAAGACCCCCUGGGGAAAAUGGAAUCUGAAUCCUCAGCAGUUUUAUACCAUGUUCCCUCACACUCCGGACAACAGCUUUCUGGGCUUUGUGGUCGAGCAGCACCUGAACUCCAGCGACAUCCAUCACAUUAAUGAAAUCAAAAGGCAGAACCAGUCCCUUGUGUAUGGCAAAGUGGAUAGCUUCUGGAAGAAUAAGAAGACCUACCUGGAUAUCAUUCACACUUACAUGGAAGUGCAUGCAACUGUUUAUGGUUCCAGCACAAAGAACAUCCCUAGUUACGUGGAAAACCAUGGUAUCCUCAGUGGACGAGACCUGCAGUUUCUUCUGCGAGAAACCAAGCUAUUUGUUGGACUUGGGUUUCCUUAUGAAGGCCCAGCUCCCCUGGAGGCUAUUGCAAAUGGAUGUGCUUUUCUGAAUCCCAAGUUCAACCCACCCAAAAGCAGCAAAAACACAGACUUUUUCAUUGGCAAGCCAACUUUAAGAGAGCUGACAUCCCAGCAUCCUUAUGCUGAAGUUUUCAUCGGUCGGCCGCACGUUUGGACUGUUGAUCUCAACAAUCAGGAGGAAGUAGAGGAUGCAGUGAAAGCAAUUUUAAAUCAGAAGAUUGAGCCGUACAUGCCGUAUGAAUUCACCUGUGAGGGGAUGCUACAGAGGAUCAACGCAUUCAUCGAGAAGCAGGACUUCUGCCAUGGGCAAGUGAUGUGGCCUCCGCUGAGUGCCCUGCAGGUGAAGCUUGCUGAGCCUGGGCAGUCCUGCAAGCAGGUGUGCCAGGAGAGCCAGCUCAUCUGCGAGCCGUCCUUCUUCCAGCACCUCAACAAGGCCAAGGACUUGCUGAAGUACGAGGUGAUCUGCCAGAGUUCAGAGCGGGCCAAGGACAUCCUGGUGCCCUCCGUGGACCCCAAGAGCAGGCACUGUGUGUUCCAAGGGGACCUCCUGCUCUUCAGCUGUGCAGGCGCCCACCCGAGGCACCAGAGGAUCUGCCCCUGCCGGGACUACAUCAAGGGCCAGGUGGCCCUCUGCAAAGACUGCCUAUAGCAGCCCAGGCUCGGCUCUGCCGGGCAGGGCCAGGGGCGGAAGUCAUUUUGGGACUCUGGCCAGAGCCCAGACUUCUUGGUUGAAGGUUUUGCUUGGUACUUCUCCCCCUGCUGCAGUCAGCGCAUCUCAGGGGAGUUGUCACCAAAACCAAAUGAGAGCAGAUGUCAGGCCAGGAGCCUGGCUUCUCCCUGGUACAACAGGCUUCAUUUCUACUUUUGUGCGGAGCAACUGCAGAGAGACUGUCGAUGCAACUGCUCCAGGGUAAAAAAGAAAAACAAAAAAGGAAAGAAAGAGAGAGAUAAAAAUGUCUCAAGAUUCAUUUAAAACAAAACAAGAGAACGAAGUGAGCUAAUUGGAGAGAACUUGGAAUGGGAACAUUCCCAAACCCAUUAACUUAUUUAUUUGGGAGGGAGGGAGGGGUUUGUGAGGGAGGAAAGGGAUCAGUCACAUUUCUUCCUCCAUUUCCCACUGUUAAUUGUUCACUUUUGCAAUAUUCCAUCUGCUUCAGGUGGGGCGCAGUGGGGCUGAUGGCUUUCUGGAGGGCAGCUAGAGGACAUGGCUCCUGAUGGUGGCAAAGCAAAAGAAACUCUUGCUUUGAAAACACAGCCAAACUCUCCUGAAUAUUGUUGUAGAGCUGAUGGGCACUGGGUGUGCUUGGCACAUGGCAGCUAAAAGAUAAAUGACCCCUUGGAGGGUAUAUGGGCACCUCUGAGGGCCAGAGGGCCCAACCAGGGACAAAAGAUGGAGCUGUUUUGCAGCCUAGAGAGACCCCUUUCCCUGUGUGUCCAGUCCCAUCUACCCACCUAACUUAACCCUAAUUUCUGGUUGGAAUUUCUUUAGGCAAGAAAUGCAAAGUUCUAGAAUUUUUCUUUGCUAGUCAGUAGUAAAUUUAUCCUCUCACACAUGCCACUGUAAGGAGGAAAGGAGGUGUGGGACUCAUCUGCCUUCAGGCGUGGAGGGCUGAUUCUGUAGUCCCCAGGGUGCUGAGAUGUGGACAGGAAGUCAGUCUUCCAGCAUCAGAGGCACAACUGAUGUCUGGGCACCUGACAGAUGGGUUUGUGUUAGGUCCGCUCUGGUGUCUGACAUCACCCAAGUCCAGGCAGUGGCGGUCUUGGUGAAAUGGACGUUUGCUGGGCAAGCAGGGGCAGCUCCUGGUGAAUGCUGUGCUUUGUCCUGGCCACUCCCAUGGGGCAGUGGUGCUGGCUUCUCCUCUGAGGGGAAAGAGCAGACAGCUGGGACUCAGCGGAGCCCUGCGCUCUGCCUCUGUGUAAGCUCUCGCCUCCACCAGACCAUAGCUUCCGCCCUCUCUGCACGUUGGUGAGCUUCCCGUGAAGCCCCGGAGGCCUCCGUGCUGUGAGAGCAAGCCCUCUCCCACCUCGGGGUUGGAGCCAUGGGCCCUGGCUGGUGCCACACCCGCAUCUUUGGGUGGUUCCCAGCACUCUGCUCGCGGCGGGAGGAUCGGGUGGACCUCUGCUGGCAGAAGAGCCGGGCAGAGUUAAUGACUGAGUGAGCCUGCUUGAGGAGCAAGGGAAAGAAUUCUGUUUUGUGGGCUCCAGCAAGAACAUGGAGACUGUAAGGCUGGGAAGUUAGAUCUGCCUGCUUCUUGGUUUCUACCUGGUGCAUAAAUACUGUAAUAGCAAAUGCAUAGCCGUUACCUCUCCCUUCCAGCCCUCAGAUCCUUGCUCUGCGAGUUUGAAUUGUACUUCUGUCGUCCUAGAGAGUUGGG
Molecule: messenger RNA, 4305 nt
Organism: Fukomys damarensis (Damara mole-rat)
Lineage: Eukaryota; Metazoa; Chordata; Mammalia; Rodentia; Bathyergidae
Gene: Mgat5
Product: alpha-1,6-mannosylglycoprotein 6-beta-N-acetylglucosaminyltransferase
Exons: 19
Coding region: 354-2579 (741 amino acids)
Biological process (GO): protein N-linked glycosylation
Cellular component (GO): Golgi apparatus
Molecular function (GO): alpha-1,6-mannosylglycoprotein 6-beta-N-acetylglucosaminyltransferase activity
Source: RefSeq, a predicted model, not a curated record